Lymnaea stagnalis (great pond snail) is the source of this 1096-nucleotide messenger RNA. The record is from the annotation of a GenBank genome assembly. Lineage: Eukaryota; Metazoa; Mollusca; Gastropoda; Lymnaeidae.
AUGUUUUGCACUCUUUGCAGCAAUUUCAUUUUGUUUAGUUAUAUUAACUGCUUUUUUAAUGGAAGCAAUGCCCAAAAACUGCUGGCUGAGCGAAUCCUUGUUUUAACCCUCAUAGCAUUGCUGAACAUUCCAAACCAGUAUGUCGAAGCUAAAUUUGAAGUCUACAUCAGGAAGUGUCUCCUCAAGGUGUGAAUUAAACAUCUCUUUCAGUUUCAAUACCAUAUUUAAAAAUGAUUUAUUUUAGCAUAAAUGGCAAUUUCAAUGGGUUUUUUUUUUGUUGAGGCUUUAGUGUAAGUGUAAGGAAUUUAUCUUCCAUUGUUGACAAGCAGCCAAAAAGUGGCAAAUUUUAUAUUUGCACAGUUUAAAUUUGAACUAGUAAAAUCGGCACAUGUUUCAACUUGUAGAGCAGCAUACGUUUCAGGUAGCAAAGCAGUAUAGGUUUCAAUUUGUGAUUUCAACCAGUAAAAUAUGGCUUUUGCCAGUGGUGGUAAGCCUUUGGCAGACAGAGACCUCUCUUUUGACAGGCAAGUUCUUUUUUUCUUAACAAGAACCUCAGUAUUCAGAUUUAAUGGGAGUCUUGGCACUUUGUGAUAAAUAAUUGAGUUUUUGAUUUCAGUUUGGGAAUUCUGUCUUUAUAAAGGUUUGCUAUCACUGGCCAGUGUUAAACAAUAACUUAACUUUGUUUUAUGCAAGCUAUUUUAUCUUUUUAAUGCCUCUAUCCAAGUGUUACACCUUAUAAGUAUUAUUUGCAAUGCUAUAAUCCUAAUAUUUUACAUAUAAUCCUAUUUUAAAAAUCAGCUUGUUGGUAAUUUCCCAUUGUGGAUUUUAGCUGGAUUAUAAAGCAGUGCCCAAACGACUAAAAACACUUGUUGAUGAAGUCAAGAAAGGUAAAAAGUACCCUGACAUAGCAAGAAGUGGGGCACAGUACUUCAGUAUUCAAAAUCACAAUGAACUUAUGUUUUGUAAAUGGCAGAGUCAUUCAAACUACCUUCUGGUGUAUACAGAACUUAAUAUUUCAAACUUUCCCAACAUACUAUUCUAUGAUACUGAUAGACCAGAUGUGAUGGAUGUCAAGGUAAGACAAAAAAUGAAAUGA